This is a messenger RNA of Chaetomium fimeti, 746 nucleotides long. Its product is annotated as endoribonuclease L-PSP. Bases 267 to 692 code for a protein of 141 amino acids. Lineage: Eukaryota; Fungi; Ascomycota; Sordariomycetes; Sordariales; Chaetomiaceae. The transcript has 2 exons. Gene Ontology annotation, molecular function: deaminase activity. The record is from RefSeq and is a predicted model, not a curated record. Gene Ontology annotation, cellular component: mitochondrion; cytosol.
AGCAAAUCAAGAGCGAGUCGGUACAAGUCGAGAAUGCCUUGCUCCGCGACAACAUGGGUUCGAUCGGCAGGAACUGCGAUCUUUGUAAGGCAACUGAGCAUCUUGAGUCCAGUCCGCAUAGCUGGUAUAAAAGGGUCGAAUUCUCCUGACUUUGUGCCACUGAAAAUCACCACCAGCUUCAUGAUUCAACCCAAUAGCUUCCUGCCCGUUAUCAACCAUUCGACACGCCAUCCCUGGCCUUAACAGCAAUACGCUCAGCUGCCAUCAUGUCCUCUCUCAAAUACCUUGACUACUCACCCUUCACCCGCACCCUCUCCGACCAGUCCCACUACAGCCAAGCGGUGCGGCUAGGGGACCGAAUCGAGUGCUCCGGCCAGGGCGGGUGGGACCCCGAAACGGGCGCCAUCCCAGCUGACCUGCCCGCCGAGAUCGAGCAGGCGUUCGCCAACGUAGACGCCUGCUUGCGCAGCGCGGGCGGGCGCGGCUGGGGCCAGGUGUACAAGGUCAACCUGUACACGACGGAGCUGAGCGAGGCGGCCUUCACGGCGUGGGCGGCGUGCAUGCGCAAGUGGGCGGGCGAGGACCAUCGGCCCCUCCUGACCGGCGUGGCGGUCGCGGGGCUGGGGGUGCCCGGAAUGAGGGUGGAAAUCGAGGUGGUGGCGCAUGACCCCGAGGGGGCGAAGGCCGGUUGAAUGGGGGAUGUCAAUUGCUUGGUUCUUGGGGUGAAGGGAUGAGCUAGGUUGACG